Medicago truncatula (barrel medic) is the source of this 876-nucleotide messenger RNA. Its product is annotated as xyloglucan endotransglucosylase/hydrolase 2. NCBI's taxonomy places the organism in Eukaryota, Viridiplantae, Streptophyta, Magnoliopsida, Fabales, Fabaceae. Gene Ontology annotation, molecular function: hydrolase activity, hydrolyzing O-glycosyl compounds; xyloglucan:xyloglucosyl transferase activity. The record is from RefSeq and is a predicted model, not a curated record. Gene Ontology annotation, biological process: cell wall biogenesis; xyloglucan metabolic process. Gene Ontology annotation, cellular component: apoplast; cell wall. The transcript is spliced from 3 exons. The coding region runs from base 1 to 876 and encodes 291 amino acids.
AUGGCUUCUUCAUCAUAUUAUGGUUCCCUUUUCCUUUUAUUAUUAUCUUUGUUUUUAUGGUUCAGCACAAAUGUAUUGGGUGGAAAUUUCAACACCCUUUUUGAUAAUCUUUUUGGAGAAGAAAGGGUUGAUAUAAAGGAGGAUGGUAAUAGCAUGACCCUUACUUUGGAUGAAUAUUGUGGCUCAGGCAUUGUGUCCAAGAAUGAGUAUUUGUUCGGACGAUUUGACAUGAAAAUCAAACUUGUUCCGGGAAAUUCUGCUGGAACCGUCACGGCCUAUUAUCUAAGCUCUGUAGGAGCACAACAUGAUGAGAUUGAUAUAGAAUUCUUGGGAAAUUUGACUGGUGAACCUUAUCUUCUCUCAACAAAUGUAUAUGCUGAGGGUAUUGGGGGUCGUGAAAUGCAAUUCUAUCUUUGGUUUGAUCCAACUGAGGACUACCACAUGUAUUCUAUUGAUUGGAACCCUGAACGCAUUAUAAUCCUGGUGGAUAACAAUCCCAUUAGAGUGAUGCUCAAUAGGCAAAGAAUUGGUGUUCCAUUCCCUACAAAAAGACCAAUGAGGGUUUACACAACUCUUUGGAAUGGAGAUUCUUGGGCAACAAGAUGGGGUGAAGUGAAGAUUGAUCUCACAAAUGCUCCAUUCGUGGCUGGUUUCAAGAACUUCAAUGCAAUUGCUUGCAUUGCAAAUCAAGGUCAAACUGCUAAUUGCAGGAAUUACAAUGGUGGAAAAUAUAAAGGCCUUGAUAGAGAAAGCAAGAGAAAAAUGAAACAAGUUCUUUCUAAAUGGGUAGUUUAUGAUUAUUGUGCUGAUUUAAGACGUUAUGCUCAUGGUCUUCCAUAUGAAUGCCGCAAGGAGAAUAGAAUACAACUUGAUUAG